Paramecium sonneborni is the source of this 3202-nucleotide messenger RNA. Lineage: Eukaryota; Ciliophora; Oligohymenophorea; Peniculida; Parameciidae. The record is from the annotation of a GenBank genome assembly.
AUGAUAGUUAAGAAGAGCAUUUCACCAAAGAGAAAAAGCUUGACUCCUUCAAUGUGUGAAGGAAGAUAAUAUUAAUAAAUCUUGAGAAAUAGUAAUCUUAAGACAGAGAGUUUGGAUAAUAGAUAUGUAUAUUCAAGAAAAGAUGAUUCAAAAAAAAAAUAGUAGAACAAUAUGAAUUCAAAGAAUAAUAAGUACAUUUAAAAUCAUAAAAUCUCCUUAAAUGGUUCUUAUAAUUUAAAAAAUCUAAAAACAAUAUAAAUAUCAACUAGAAAAUUAUCACUAUAAAAGUAAGAAAAAUAAACUAAUAAAUUAGUAAGACGAUGAUAAGUAGUACAACAAGUGAUAAUCAUUAAAUUUAAAAAUAUUUUCCACAUACAAUAACAAUUGCUCUAUAAAAUUGUGAGAGGUUGAUAAAAGAAUAAAAAUUAUAAGAAGCUAUGAGAGAAUUAGAUGAAAUAGAUAAUUCUAAUAUAAAUUAAGAAUACUAAUCAUAAAUAGCAUAUCUAAAAGGGAUGAUAAAUAUGCAGUAUUAAUUAUAUGAUAAGGCAAUAAUAAAUUUUUAAAGAUGUAUACAGUAAGGAGAUUUUAAUGGAAAUUCAGUAGUCUUAUUAUCAAUAGCUUUAGGAAAGAUUGGAAAUUAUAAUGAGGGGAUUAUAAUUUUAAAAGAUUUUCUAUCAAAAAAUUAUACAAGAUAAUCACCAGUCUAUUAUGAUGCAAUAAUAUAAAAGGGUAAGCUAUUAAUGAAAUUAAAAAAAUUUAAAUUAGCCAUGAAUGAUUUUAUGUUAGCAUCAGCUUUAGAAAAAGAUAUGAAUUUAUAUAAAGGCAAUUUAGGGAAGGGGGAUUGUUUAAGAUUAUGCGGAAAGUAUUUUGAAGCAUUAAUGAUUUAUGAAGGAUUACCAGAAAGCCAAUAGGUAUUGAUUAGAAAAGUGUAUUGUUUGUUAGAAUUAAAAUAGUUUGAUAAGGGAAUAGAGACAAUUAAUAAGAUUUUAAUAAAAGAUUCUAGUAGUUCUUAAGCUUUAUUAUUAAAGGGAUAAAUAUAAAAAAAACAAGGAUAAAUAAAUGAAGCAAUUUUAAGUUUUGAAUAAUCAUUGACAUAAAAUAAUAGUAGGAAAGCUGUAACUUAAUCAUUGUUAGAAAUAGCUAAAAUUAAGAUUGAAUAGAAAGACUUCUAUUCUGCUUAUUAUACAUUAUAAAGAGAUGAUCAUUUAGAAGUGAAUAAAACAGUAUUGAUUGAUCUAAAAUAAUUUACAGAAGGUGUAAUAUUUUUAAUGAAAAGGAAAUACAAGGAAGCUAUUAUUAUUUUAACUGAACUAAUAAAAACAGUAUAAUUAGGAUAGUUUGUAAACAAAAUUAUAUUUUUAUACAGAGCCUAUGGUAUUGAAAUUGAAAUAAAAACUAGGUUUCAUUUGUGUAAAUAAAUAUUAGAAGGCUUUAUAAGAUUUUAAUUACACUGAAAAUGUAUAUCCAUUAGAUUCGCCAUCUCUUUAUAAUAAAUUAAUUUGUGAAGGUAUUGUGAUGUCACAAUAAAAUUAAUUUAAAUAAGCUUAAUCAUUCUUUAAAAAGGCAUCUUAAUUAUAUCCUGGUAAAAUGGAACCUCAUCUUUAUAAAGCUCUUACUUUAAUCUAAUUUGUAAAUAUACAUUAACCAAAUGAAAAAGAUAAAUAUAUUAAAAUAGCCUUAAAACAUCUUGAUAAAGCUGUGACAUUAAAUGAUAGCAAUUCAAACCUUUUGUAUCAUAGAGGUAUAAUAAGAUUCUAUUUUGGUUAAUUGGAAUUAGCUCUAUAAGAUUUAACUACAGCUAUUGAAAACACUGAUGUAAGAAAUUCUAAAAUCUUAUAUGCAAGAGGAUUAGUUAGAGCAUGUCUAAAUAAUCCUUAAUAAGCAUUAAAAGAUUUUACUAUUUCAAUAGAUUGGGAUCCUAAGUUUUCAUCUCUCUAUUUAAAUCGAGCAAAAGUGUUUACAUAAUUACGUGAUAGAAAUUAAGCUUUUAAUGAUUUAUAAACAUAUAUCUCAUUAAAACCAAAAGAUCCUUAAAUUUAUUUAUGGGCAGGAAACUUAUUAUUCUUUAUGGGUGCUCAUUAAAGUGCUAUUAAGACUUAUUCACAUUCUUCUGAUAUAUAAAAUAAUCUCUAAUUAUUAAAUUCUAGAGCAUUAUGUUUUAUUAUUUAAAAAGAAUAUAAUUAAGCACUUAUUGAUUUGAGUAGAAUCUAUCAACUUACUGCAGAUGAAAGAUGGUAUAUUGAUAAAGAAUGUUUAGGUGCAUUACAUAUGGCAAUAACAAAAAUAACAUAUGAAUCUGAAGAGAUAUCUAUUAAUAAUUGCAUAUAAAACACAUAAAAAUAAACUAAUUUUAGAUUAGCUUCUCAAAUCUUAAAAUCAAUAAUCAAAUUAGAUAAUGAAGGAUAUUUGUUUAUGAAAUCUGAUUUAAUAUUUUAUAGAGGAGUCAUGAAGUUUUAUUAAGGUAAUUAUACUAAAGCAAUUGAUAAUUGGAAUAAAUCUUUUCAAUAAAAGUAACAAAAAAGAUUAUUUACUAAUUUAUCUAAUUAAUCAUCCUCAUCUGAAUAAUUUGAAAGAACAUUUACAGAAUUAGAGGAUUUAGAAUUCUAAGAUCUCACUUACAAUUUUUAUGAAUAUUAUUAUAAUAUUGCUGUUGCUACUAUUCUAGUAAUAUAUUUUAUUUUUAAUAGAAUAAUAAUUAUUCUGAAGGAAAUCAUAUACUUGAGGAUUUUGCCAAUUAAUUACCUUAAUCAUUCAGUUCUAAAUUCCAUUAUUUUAUAGAUGCUAUAAAAGCUUAAAAAAUGUAGAGUGUUUUUAUAUUUCCUCACAACAAUAGAUUAUCUCAAUCCUUUCCUUAAUUCAAAGUUGGCAAUGCAGAAACAAGAUUGUCAUUUGGUUUCCCUAAAUUACCUUCACCUUGUAUGAAUCCUGAAUUUGAUUAAGAAUUAUUAUAAUCCAUCUAAGUAACUUUAUUAUUUGAUUUAUAUGAGUUUAGUCUACUGAUGUUGAAAAUAAACCAGAAGCUCCUUGGAUUAAGAAGAAUCUUGAUGGAGUUAUUUUUACUGAAAAUAUUCAGCAUUUUGAAUUAGAUUUUAUAAGUGAAACUUAAAUAUCUUUAUUUCAUUAAAGUUAAGAAGAUUUAGAAGAAGAAAUAGAUAACAAUUCUCUUGGUUUAAAAAAAUCUACUCCCUAUAUAAGUAAUUGA